AAUCUUAGUUUGACUAAAUCCCCUCCCUUCUCAGGUGCUGCAGCUUCCAUUCUAUUGGCUCUUGCGUUCUCUCCAUGUAAUUAAUUCUCAGCCGUUGUAGCCUUCUAGCUUAAGCAGGACGUCCAUUUCUAACACAGAAAAAUCAAUCAGAACAAACAAAGCCAAUCCAAACAAGAAAUGUUAUUGCUACUCCUUGGAGUACAAGCUCCUUGGGCAGGGAUUGUCUCCUCAUGUUUGUACAGUGCCUAGCACAGUGGGGUCCUGGUCUACGAGUGGGGUUGCUACUACUGCAAUAAAAUGUCUAAAUCACUUAGCUCUUUGGCCUAGUGGCACUAGAGAAGGCUUUUGCCUGUUGAAUCUCCUGCACAUAGUGGUAGACGGCACUAUACUUAACCGAAAAACCAAUUGCGAGCAGCAGUGGGGGAGGCUAGAGAAGACAUGUGGGCUGUACUGCAAUAGAAGGGAGGACCGAGCCCAGUGCAGCUGCUGUGCCUGGGAAACCUCAUUUAGUUCAGUCUAUUCCAGCAGUGGGCUGUCCCUUUGCUCAGCUGUUAUAACAGCACCUUUCCCGCACAAUGUCGUCAUGCUGCUUCUAUUUUAAAUCUCUGGACUGGAUCUUGUGACAGAGGGAUUUGGCAUCUCCCCUACAUGCUGGAAUGUGGCACCUUGGAAGAUGGAGAGUGGCAACAGCUGCUGUAUCGGGAGUGCCCCUCCUUGCCUUAAGCACAGGGCGAGACCCAGGUUGCUAUCCUAGGACUGUUACUUGUCAGAACAGCAGUGUCUCUGUCUGUGUCAGAGCAGCAGGGUUUAACAGUCUGUACAUCUCUCUCUUACCCACCACCACAUUUAGAGUUGGAACAGCCCAAGAAAUCACUCCGGGCAGCUGGGGCCUCCAGAGCCCUCAUUCUUCUCUUUCAGCUGCACUGAAAGCUGCAAAAAUUCUUUGCUGCAAGAAAACCAGGGUUAUGUCCUCAGAAGAUGAUGUUGGUGGGGAGGCUCCUGGGGGCAGUUUUUGGGAGGCUGGUAACUACAGGCGGACAGUGAAGCGUGUAGAUGAUGGGCACCGUCUCUGUAACGACCUCAUCUCCUGCUUCCAGGAGCGAGCCAAGAUUGAGAAGAACUAUGCACAGCAGCUAACAGACUGGUCCCGCAAAUGGAGGACCGCUGUGGAGAAGGGCCCUCAGUAUGGCACACUAGAGAAGACUUGGCACGCCUUCCUGACAGCCGCAGACAAGCUGAGCGAGAUCCAUCUAGAGGUGCGGAACCAUCUUGCUGGUGAAGAUGCAGACAAGAUCAAGGCCUGGCAGAAGGAGGCCUACCAUAAGCAGAUGAUUGGUGGGUUCAAGGAGACUAAAGAGGCAGAGGAUGGAUUCCGUAAGGCCCAGAAACCCUGGGUGAAGAAGCUGAAAGAUGUGGAGACUUCUAAGAAGAACUAUCACACAGCCCGGAAGGAUGAGAAGACUGCACAGACACGUGAGAACCAUGCCAAGGCAGAUUCCUCCAUCUCGCAGGAGCAGCUGCACAAGCUGCAGGAGCGUGUGGAGAAAUGUGCACAAGAGGCUGAGAAGUGUAAGGAUCAGUAUGAGAAGAUGCUGGAGGAGCUAAACCGCUACAAUCCCCGCUACAUGGAGGACAUGGAACAGGUGUUUGAGGGCUGCCAGGAGGCAGAGUGCAAGCGAUUGUGCUUCUUCAAGGAGAUGUUCCUGGAUCUACACCAACACCUCAACAUCUCCACUAAUGAAAGUUUUCAUGCACUGUACCGGGAUCUGUACCAGGGAAUCGUGGCUGCAGAUGACCAGGAGGACCUGAAAUGGUGGCGCAAUACACAUGGGCCAGGCAUGGCCAUGAAUUGGCCACAGUUUGAGGAAUGGACCCUGGAAACCCAGCGGCCAAUCAGCAAGAAGGCGAAAAGCAGUAAAAGUGCUGAAGAUGUGACACUGACCAGCAUUAUGCCCACACGGGAUGGCGUCUCUCAGACCCCUCCACAGACACGGCGAGGCAGCGGCGGGAAAGAGGACGUGUCGGAGUGGUCCGAUGAUGACACUCCCAAGAAAUGCCUGGAUGCCAAUGGGCACGAGGAGGACAUAAAAGUACCAGGCGUACAGGUGAAGAGCUAAUGAAGAUCAGUGAAGAGGAUGAGCAGGGCUGGUGCAAAGGCCGGCUUCACACUGGCCAGGUUGGACUCUAUCCUGCUAACUAUGUCAAGAGGGUGGGAUCAUGAUUGCUACUCUCAUCUUGAGGUGUGUGUGUGUGUGUGUCUCGCAUGUAUAUCAGCAUCUCCUGCAGAAGUCACCAGGUCACUGCUGAGCCCCUAACCCACAUCAACAGCAUAUGUAGCAAUUUCUGGACUCUCUGGGGAAAUUUAUUUCUUGUAAUCAAUGCUUCAUUUUAAAAUUCUAGAGCUGUAGGGAUUUUCUAAUAAACAAAAAUUGAGUAAAGAC
Trachemys scripta elegans is the source of this 2441-nucleotide messenger RNA. RefSeq names its product protein kinase C and casein kinase substrate in neurons 3 (gene PACSIN3). The transcript is spliced from 10 exons. The record is from RefSeq and is a predicted model, not a curated record. Gene Ontology annotation, biological process: regulation of endocytosis; cytoskeleton organization; plasma membrane tubulation. Gene Ontology annotation, cellular component: plasma membrane; cytoplasm; endosome. The coding region runs from base 657 to 2117 and encodes 486 amino acids. NCBI's taxonomy places the organism in Eukaryota, Metazoa, Chordata, Testudines, Emydidae. Gene Ontology annotation, molecular function: phospholipid binding; protein binding.